Molecule: messenger RNA, 14279 nt
Organism: Nothobranchius furzeri (turquoise killifish)
Lineage: Eukaryota; Metazoa; Chordata; Actinopteri; Cyprinodontiformes; Nothobranchiidae
Source: RefSeq, a predicted model, not a curated record
UUGAAGCCAAUAGGGAUUGACACAUGACUAAACGUAAUACCAUGACAGAAUAUCAGGAAUUGUAUAAUUAUUGCCUCAACUCAACACCAAAGUUUUAUAGGGAACACGUUAUGCAAAACUCACCUUUUGCAUCCCUUUGUGCUGCCAUGGGGGUCGCUACUAGCCUGGUUAGCUAUCCUAUAUAUGUAAAUGUAUAGUGAUCCAGUUGUUUUAUGAUAAUGAUGACGACGACGAUGUUUGCUUGCUGAACUUACAUGGAGGUAUGGCUUCUGAUAACCUUAUGUGUUGCAUCUUACUUGUUUCAUUUCUUUAUUCUUGUUCUUUUUAUUCAUCACAUGGUACGGUAAGAGACAUAAUGUCCGUUUAGCCCAGGGGUCGGCAACCCGCGGCUCUGGAGCCGCAUGCGGCUCUUCCAUCCAUCUGAUGCGGCUCUCUGUGCUCGUAAAAUAAUGAAUGGAUAUUUAAAUAAAAUGCUUUAUAUUUUAGUGCAUUAAUUUUACAUCUGUAUGCCAAUUCUAAAUGUAAAGAUUGUCUGCGUAAACCUGAACAGGUCCAACCAGGUGUUACUGUGAGGCCGGGUUGACGGGUCAUGCUUGUGCGUAAUCAUAUCGGCGCUUUCUGAGCUGAAGAGGAUGUGAGAUUCUGGGAUUGUCCUCAGACGGCUCCUGGAUGCGUCGCCACAUUGGAGACAGGAACAAGCACUAUUCAGCCAAAGUUUCAUAAUCAGGGAACAUUUUCUAAGUGACAAGUCUCUCUGAGAGACAGGGUUUGGAAAACGCUCGCUUCAGUCGGAGGAAUCUUCCCGCAUGCGCUCUGGUUCUGCGACGCGCUCCAAGCCCCUCUCCACAUCAUCAGCUCACUGUGCACCUUACAUUCUUACAUUUCUAUUCUUUCUCCCUCAAAAUAAACGGUCAAAUACAGGAACUAUCCGGUCAACACAAACCUUGCUUUUAACUGUUCUGUUUUCUUGUGAAAAUAGAUAUAAUUUAACUUGAUUAACACCAGAGCCAGGCGCACUGCGCUGUUAUCUCCGUCACUGUAAAUGAGGGAAAAACAAGUUGAUCGGAUCCUUUUCUGACCUUCCCCACCUACAAAGUUUAAUUACAACAAUCAAACGUGACAGAGCCUGGAUUUGUAUUCUGAACAGUCUAAACAUGUUUUAAAAAGAAACGUAUGACAAAAGUGGCACCUGCUCAGUAAAACCACCAACAGGGUGAAAAAUAUCUAAACGGGCUACAACUUCUGGAUCCACUUUAUAUAAAUCGUUUUAUUGAUUAUCUUCUUAUGAAAGAUAAAUUUGAUGUACACGAGCGACCAGUACUGGCUGCUGUCACCUGUUGUGAUUGGUUAAAGCAGCUCUCUGCUGUCUGAGGGUAGGCCCCGCCCACAACGCCCUGGCUGCUGUGGCUCCCAGUGUUUUCUUUACUGUGGGAAACGGGUAAUAAUGGCUCUUUGAUGGAAACAGGAUGCCGACCCCUGAUCUAGCCGUUUUUACUAAGCAAUGCCAUCAAUUUGCCACAAAGCCAUGGUGGUAUCAGGGAGCUUUGAGUUGUUUAUAAGUGGUUUUAAGUGAUCAGAUAAUGGUGGCGCAAAGGGGAAUGGGGACGGUCUCUGCACUGCCGCAAACUGUUUAUCCCAGACAUAAUUUGCUUUUUAUUCCAAUAAUUAUGUUUUUUUUAACAUGCCGUUCCUAAAGGUGUCUGUCCCCCACAGUCCCCAUCUCUGGUAAUCUGACCUCCAGCUCUUAUGGAGAAACGCUCCAGGAGCUCUGCAUUGCUCCAGAUUAUCAUCUCAGCUGAUUCUGUUUACCAAAGCAAAGCUUACGACCCAUUUCUACUUUCAUUUUCAGUAUAGUUAAUGGCUAUGGCUGGGCAGUAACUUCCCACAUGAUCAUGACUAGGGAUGGGUACCUUUGACAUUUGAAUUGAUCCGGUACUAAUUCCCGGUACCUACGAAUCGAUACCGGUACUUAACUAUACCAAUUUUCAAUACUUUUGAGUGUUUAUUAUUUUAAUUCUCUUUUAUAAUUAAAUAUAUAUUUUUCUCAAUAUAUAACAAUAUUUGAUAAAUAUCACGAUAAAUAACAUUCAACUAUUUGUAUUUUAACAUCGUCCUUGUAGUUUUAUAAGCUGAAAAUUAAACUGAAGCAAACAUCUUUACUGUGAACUAAAUUUACUGUGUAUCUUCAUUCCUUUUGCCGUCUUUAUUCAUUUGAUUUUUCCUACUGGGAAGUUAGAAUUUCCGAGGAGAAAGCGAACGCACCAUUAGCUGAUAACAACGGUGGCAAUGGAAGCUAACAUAUCACGCUAACGUUAUCUUAAACAGUUUAUUUAGCUGCUGGAGCAGAUUAAAACGAUGAUGCCUCACACUUAGAUCGUUGUCGCUGGUUUCAUCUUCACCUGUCGCAUUUAGUAACGUAAAGCCAAACUUUCAAGCGCGUUCAUGUUCUUCUAGUCGGAAAUUCGGAGUUCCGAGGAUAAAGCGAACGCACCAUUAGCAAAACAGAAGCUAACAUAUCAAGCUAACGUUAUCUUAAACAUUUUAUUUACCUACCGGAGUAGAUUAAGAUGAGGAUGUCUCACUUAGAUCGUUGUCGCUGGUUUCAUCAUCACCCAGUUACCCAUCACAUUUAGUGAAGUGGACCCAAGCUUUAGCGUGCGUUCUUUCUACCAUGCUACUCUGUUUACAACUGGCUCGCAGCGAGCGACGACAUAACGCUCUUGCGCAUGCGCAGCUGUCUUGGCAAGUUCUCGUUAUGAAGGACGGGUACCGAAACGAGGCACCGUUUGAAAUGACGUGAAUCGGUGCUCGGUCGGUACUAUGGAAUUUGGUCGGUACCUUAAAAAGUACCGAAUUCGGUACCCAUCCCUAAUCAUGACACCACCUUCUGUUGCACCAAGGUGCAAACGCCAUUUAUAGGAUACACGAUUACCUCAAUAUACUACCAAGCAAAGUGGAACUUAUGCCGCAAAAUUCACACACUGCCAUGCCAGCAUGGCGCGUUUAUAAGACACACCAUUGCAGUAACAUUACGCUGAUUUGCCGGCACGGAGUGUCUUGCAAAAUGGGCUUUCACAACUUUCUUUGUUGCAAAGUAACAAUGAUGUCACAAAACAGCGACAUCUCUCUCUUCUCUGUCUUUUGAGCGGACUGGACGUGUAAGGAGACAUGUGGACAUUAUUUUGGACAUUUAACUUCACCUCAGUUCAAGUGGCGUUAUUGGUUUUAUAUUAUAAAAGACCGCAGCUGUCUAACCCAGCUUUGUAAGGUUGAAGAAUCUGUAAUCAAGUAUUAGCACUGUGGAUUUCUCAGUGCCAGCGUGGUUGUGGAUCAUUAGUUAUCUGCUGCAUCAUCUAAAAAUAUAACCUGCAAGAAAUGCUUUAUUGUGUGUAUUGAUUGGUGGCCAACAGUCAGAUUUUGACUUCAGAUCAUUGCUCUAUUUUCAUGAUUUAUAGUUUCACAUUAAGGGGCAGCAGUAGCUCAGGAGGUAGUGCCGGUUCUCCAGCAGUCAGAGGGUUUCAGGAUCGAUCCCGGCUCCCAGUAGAGAAUGUUGCUGUUGUGUCCUUGGGCAAGGCAUUUCACACCCUUGCCUGCUGGUGGUGGUCUGGAGGGCCUGGUGGCACCUUUGUAUGGCUGUGGCUACAAUGUAGCUCAUCACCAAAAGUGUGUGAAUGUGUGUGUGAAUGGAUGAAUGAUGCACUCUAGUGUAAAGUGCUUUGCAAUCGUCUGACUCUGAAAGGCGCUACAAGUGCAGAUCAUUUAUCAUUUAGCAUAGCAUCUAGUUAGCACUUCACCUGUUUUACAUCUGCCUCGGGUGUGAAUGCUGGAAAUGUAAGAUAUUCUUGGAAGGUCCUGCCUUCCUCAAUGCUUGACAGCCAACAGAUAUAAGUAAAGUCAAAAUAGGACAGAAUGGUUAUUACUGUAACGUUAAAUUCACGUUUUGGCUAAAUUUUAGCCAAUCGUAAGAGAGCCCUUCUAGCCAAUCAGACGCGAGAAAGACAAGACCUUUCUAGAACAUCUUGCAUUUCCAAUAUUCACACACUAUUAGAUGAUGUUACACUUCUGUUACACUCCUACAACUCGAUAGUAGUCAGACUUGGUAGAGGACAGAUUCAUGCAUAAUGACAACUGGUGACAUCGCAUCAAAACUUUGAGUGAAGUAAAUUUGUGCAGUGGAUUUGUAGCUGUUUUGGAAAUGGCAAUAUUAAUAAACAUGUGAAAAAGAAGACCCUGUAGCUUUAUUAAACUGCGGGAGGCAAAAAGAUAAAGAUAAAACAUUGCAGAAUAAAAUAUAACAUGCCACUGCGGUGGCCCCCCCACUACAUGAGAAUCGGGACACUCAGGUUGUGGUGGUCAUGGCCUUGAGACGCCAUGGUGGGCGUCCUUUAUUCUUGUAUCUGAAAGUUGGCAACCCUAGGUGGAGGAGUAGCAGCUGUACUCCGAGCCCCUCCUGGAUAUCGGAGCUUCUCAGCCUAUAGCAACCAGACCAGGGGAUGGGUGGGUGUGGCCGGCUCCAGCUUGUUUUCUCAGUGACAGAGCUUUGAAAGGGCUCAUUCUGGAAGGUACUGAAAAUGUGGAGAAAAAAACUGCUUGGACCAAUUCGUGUGAGAGGGAUUUUGUGCAAAGAACUACAUUAAUAUGUUUUCUAUCGCCCAUAGAACAAUUAUAACUUUAGAAAAAUGAUGUCAUAAUACAUUUAAUGUUUAUAGCACUUGUCAUAUGUGAUAGGGAUGUCUAAUAGCUAAUACCACGUCCAUUUUAAUUUUAAUGUAUUCUAAAUCUACAGAUCAGUUAUUUGGGUUGGUAGCAAAGUUGACUCCAAAAGCAAGUCAGUUGUAAAAAUAGGUUAAAUAAAAUCUUUACAAAAGUCAUUUUGAAAUUUUAGAUCAUUCUUACUAACAGGCACACAUGCAGAACAUCCCUGUCUGCCAUUUCAGCAAUGUUCUGUGAUUUUUGUCCUUGUUCUUCAGUAGAUUUGUUUUUGUCGGUUCCGUGGACAGACUGGACUGGACUCCCCAGAAACACGUUGCAUGCGUCGCCUGCAUCUUUAAAUCUGCACCAGCUUCCCUCCAUCCACCACACCGUGGGACAGAGCUGCUACCUUACAGAGUCUCGCACACACACACAUACACACACCGGGUAGGAAAUUACUGGAGCGAGAGAGUGCAGCUGAUAGGAAGGGAGGGAGGGAGGCUGGAAACAGACGCACGGUGCUGGAUUAUUUGGGCUGCAGCCGCGGUGGAUGUUGUGCAGGCGGACCGAGGGCUCCAAUUUGCCUCCACGCUUCGACUUUUUCAUUUUAUUUCAUUCUUUGAAUGACGGUCCUCUGCAGGGUGUUGAUAUGGUUGUGAAGGCUUGUUUCCAUCAUCCUGUCGUUCAGUGAGGCAGUGAGCUCACGGUGGAUACAGCAUGCAUGUGUCGACUUAUCCCACGAUGCUCCCUGCCCAUCCAGGCCUACUUCUUCUCAGCUUCCUCUUCCUGGCUGAUGCCGACUCACCACCAAAAUUCACCCGGAUCCCAGAAAACCAGACAGGUGUGCAGGGAGGCGUGGCCUCCUUUGUUUGCCAGGCCUCGGGGGAUCCACAACCCAAGAUCGUCUGGAAUAAAAAAGGCAAAAAAGUCAGCAACCAGAGAUUUGAGGUAAUAGAGUUUGACGACGGAUCCGGUUCGGUUCUGAGGAUCCAGCCUCUGAGGACUCCCAGAGACGAAGCCAUUUAUGAAUGUCACGCUUCGAACUCAGCGGGAGAGAUCACUGCGUCGACUAGACUCACCGUCUUACGAGAGGACCAGCUGCCCUCAGGGUUUCCCACCAUUGAUAUGGGCCCCCAGCUCAAAGUGGUGGAGCGUUCACGGACCGCCACCAUGCUCUGCGCUGCAAGCGGCAACCCUGACCCAGAAAUUACCUGGUUCAAGGAUUUCCUGCCAGUCAACACGUCCAAUAACAAUGGACGGAUCAAGCAGCUCCGCUCAGAGUCCUUUGGUGGCACGCCCAUACGAGGCGCCCUCCAGAUAGAGAUGAGUGAGGAGACUGACCAGGGGAAGUACGAGUGUGUUGCCACUAACAGUGAUGGGACUCGUUAUUCCACCCCAGCAAACCUGUAUGUCAGAGAACUCCGAGAAGUGCGCCGCGUGCCCCCUCGCUUCUCCAUUCCCCCAGCUGACAGCGAAAUCAUGCCAGGGGGUAACGUCAACAUCACCUGCGUGGCGGUUGGCUCGCCCAUGCCGUACGUGAAGUGGAUGCUGGGUGCAGAAGACCUGACGCCUGAGGAUGACAUGCCCAUUGGUCGCAACGUUCUGGAGCUGACAGAUGUCCGCCAGUCCAACAACUACACCUGUGUGGCCAUGUCGACACUCGGGGUGAUCGAGGCAGUGGCACAGAUCACUGUGAAAGCCUUGCCGAAGGCCCCUGGGAUCCCAGUGGUGACGGAGAGAACUGCAACAAGCAUCACUCUCACCUGGGAUUCUGGAAACCCUGAACCCGUCUCUUACUACAUCAUACAGCAUCGUCAGAAAGGUUCAGAGGACCCUUAUAAAGAGAUUGAUGGCAUCGCCACAACGCGCUACAGCGUAGGUGGCCUCAGCCCUUACUCUCACUAUGACUUUCGGGUGGCGGCUGUCAACUCCAUUGGGCAGGGCCCGUCCAGCGACGUGGUGGAGGCUCGCACAGCUGAGCAGGCCCCCUCCUCACCUCCUCGACAGGUCAUCGGGCGAAUGCUGAGUGCCACAACAGCAAUGAUACAUUGGGAUGAGCCAGAGGAACCCAACGGACAGGUUGUUGGUUACAGAGUGUACUACACCUCUGACAACACGCUACCAGUCAACCAGUGGGACAAGCAAAUGGUGCGCAGCGCCAACUUCAUCACCAUCCAGGAUCUGACUCCUAACAAGACCUAUUACAUCCGAGUGCUGGCGUUCACCUCUGUAGGAGAUGGACCCUUAUCUCAGGACCUCCGGAUCAUAACCAAGACUGGAGUUCCAUCCCAGCCUUUAGACUUUAAGGGUGAAGCAAAGUCUGAGACAAGUAUCCUGCUGUCCUGGAUGGCCCCCUCAACCCAGGGAGGCCCAGACAGCCAGAUCACUGGGUACGAACUGGUUUAUCGAAGGAUUGAUGACACAGAGGAGAGGAAAGUGAGUUUUGAGCCCACCACCUCCUACCUGCUGAAGAACCUGAAGCCUUUCUCCACCUACACUUUCCAGCUAGCUGCCAAGAGCAAAAAUGGAAUUGGGGCGUACACCAAUGAAGUGUCCAUUGACACUCCACAGACACUUCCUUCAGCACCUCCUCAGGACAUCACAUGCACCAGUCCCAGUUCUACCAGCGUCCUGGUAAGUUGGGCUCCACCACCCCCGGAGUUUCAGAAUGGCGUCAUAACGGGAUACUCUAUUCAGUACUCCACCACAGCGGGCAACAAAACCUCUAAAAGAACUGAUGAAAUUCCCCCUGGAAGUUCUUCGUUUCUCCUGGAAAAUCUUGAGAAAUGGACUGAGUAUGGCAUAACUGUUCGAGCACGCACAGAAGCUGGAGAUGGACCAGAGAGUUUACAGCUGCUUAUCCGCACCGAGGAAGAUGUUCCAAGUGGUCCUCCACGAUUGGUUGAAGCAGAGACAGUGAAUUCCUCAGCCGUUAGGGUGAAAUGGAGAGCACCGGCACCCGAACUACAGCACGGCCAGGUCCGAGGCUAUCAAGUCCACUAUGUGAGGAUGAACUAUGGAGAACCUCAUGGCCUGCCCCUCAUCAAAGACAUCCUCGUUGAUGACACUCAGUGGGAACACAGCCACUCUGCUGAUUAUGAGGUCGUGCUUGGAGACCUGACAGCGGAUACGGCCUACUCUGUGUCUGUGGGAGCUUACACUGCCAAGGGCGAUGGUGCUCGCAGUAAACCUGUAACUGCGUGCACCGCCCUGCCUCUCCCAGAAAAACCAAAACUGCUGGUCAGUGCAACUGAUUCGGGUACUAUUGUGCUCCAGUGGUACCCCCCUCCGAACCCCCCCACCCCUCUCCUGGGGUACCGCCUCACCUUUGGCCGUGUUGAGGUCCUUCCCUUCACAGUCGUCGAAUUCCCCGCUAAGGAAACUCGUUACACAGCUCAAGACAUCCAUAAGGGAGCUAAUUACGUGUUCAGGCUCUCUGCUCGAAACAAAAUGGGCUACGGAGAAGAGAUCCUAAAGGAGGUGACCACUCCAGAGGAUGCCCCCACUGGAUACCCAGAGAAUAUUGCCUUACAACAGUCCUCUGACACCUCUCUACAACUGGCUUGGAAAUCCGUCCCACUGAUUGAGCAAAAUGGGAAAGUUGUAAAGUACUCGGUGCUGUACAAGGAUAUAAACAGUCGAGGAAAUGCUUCAGAGGUUGUGGUGCCUGCUCCAGGGUCCAGUGUGUUGCUGGAGGGUCUGAGUGCUGAUACUGUGUACGAUGUCAGGGUGUGCGCGUUCACAGCUGUUGGGCCUGGGCCGUACAGCCCCGGCGUCCAGUUUAGGACGCAACGGCUGGACCAAGUUUUUGCCACAAACUUCAGAGUAAAGGCAGCCAUGAAAAACUCGGUUCUGCUCUCUUGGGAGAUACGAGACAAGAACCCUGCCCAGCCGUUCACUAUCCUUUAUGGGAAGGGCCAGUCCGUGGAGGUCGAUGGCAAACAGACCCAGAAGCUGAUAACUGGUUUGGAUCCAGACACCCAGUAUUCUUUCCUGCUCACCAACCGGGCAAACAGUGCUGGCGGUCUGCAGCACCGCGUCACUGCUGUAACAGCCCCGGACAUCCUGAAAACCAAACCUGCCAUUGUGGGAAAGACCAACGCAGAUGGGAUGGUGACUGUUCAGCUGCCGACUGUUCAGACAACUGCGAAAGUCAAGGGAUACUACGUGGUCGUAGUGCCACUGAAGAAGCAAAGAGGAGGGAAGUUUCUGAACCCCUGGAACGAGCCAGAUCAGAUGAACCUGGAUGAGCUCCUUAAAGAGAUCAACAGGACCAGCGUCAGCCGGGCGCUUCGCAUCCGAAGACAAGCUAGCCAAUCAGAUCCCAGAGCCUAUGUUACAGCUCACUUUAAGACCCUCCCCCUGGAGUUCACCUUGGGUGAUGGUCGAAACUACGGUGACUUCCGCAACCGUCCUCUCCUGGGAGGACAGGAGUACGUCUUCUUUGUGCUUGCGCUUCUUGACCUCUCUGAAAAUACAAUGUAUUCUACAAGCCCUUAUUCUGACCCCGUGACCUCAUCGGAUGUGGAUCCUCAGCCGAUUAUUGAUGAGGAGGAGGGGCUGUUGUGGGUGGUGGGUCCUGUUCUGGCUGUGAUCUUCAUCGUCUGCAUCGUCAUCGCCAUUCUGCUCUUCAAAAGCAAACCUGACAGGAAAAGGGCCGAGGCAGAGGGAAGGAAAGGCAGUUUUCCCUGCAGCAAAGCCAUGUCCUCCCACCAUCCGACAGAUCCCGUGGAGCUCCGGAGGAUCAAUUUCCAGACUCCAGCUUACCAUGUUUCAGUGUACCGCGGUUAUCGGCGUUUGUCAAGCAUGGCCAGUCAUCCACCCGUCCCCAUCUCCGAGUUGGCAGAUCACGUUGAGCGCCUGAAGGCAAAUGACAAUCUCAAGUUUUCUCAAGAGUACGAGUCCGUUGAUCCAGGUCAGCAGUUCACAUGGGAAAACUCCAACUUGGAAGUCAACAAGCCAAAGAAUCGCUAUGCUAACGUCAUCGCCUAUGAUCACUCGAGGGUUAUUCUCUCCAGCAUUGAGGGCGUACCCGGCAGCGACUACAUCAACGCAAACUACAUCGAUGGCUACCGCCGCCAGAACGCCUACAUCGCCACUCAGGGUCCCCUUCCUGAGACGUUUGGGGAUUUCUGGAGGAUGGUGUGGGAGCAGCACACAGCCAACAUCAUUAUGAUGACCAAGCUGGAGGAGAAGUCACGGAUGCCCUCUUUUUUCUUCUCUAAGGUGAAGUGUGAUCAGUACUGGCCAACACGAGGCACAGAGACCUACGGCCUGAUCCAGGUCACUCUACUGGACACAGUGGAGCUGGCCACGUAUUCAAUGAGGACCUUUGCUCUUUACAAGAGCGGCUCUAAUGAAAAGCGAGAGGUUCGUCACUUCCAGUUCACGGCCUGGCCGGACCACGGGGUGCCCGAGCAUCCCACCCCGUUCCUGGCCUUCCUCCGCCGGGUCAAGUCCUGCAACCCUCCGGAUGCGGGACCAAUGAUUGUCCACUGCAGCGCCGGAGUGGGCCGAACCGGCUGCUUCGUCGUCAUUGACGGCAUGACGGAGCGCAUCAAGCAUGAGAAGACCAUUGACAUCUACGGCCAUGUGACGCUGAUGCGGUCCCAGAGGAAUUACAUGGUUCAGACGGAGGACCAGUACAUCUUCAUCCACGAUGCGCUACUGGAGGCGGUGACCUGUGGGAACACCGAGGUCCCCGCGAGGAACCUGUACUCCUACAUCCAGAGGCUGACGCAGAUCGAACCAGGAGAAAAUGUCACAGGCAUGGAGCUGGAGUUCAAGCGUCUGGCCAGUGCCAAGGCUCACACAUCACGGUUCGUCAGUGCCAAUCUGCCAUGCAACAAGUUCAAGAACCGGCUGGUGAACAUCAUGCCCUACGAGACGACACGCGUGUGUCUGCAGCCAAUCAGAGGAGUGGAAGGAUCUGACUACAUCAAUGCCAGCUUCAUUGAUGGAUACAGGCAGCAGCGGGCGUAUAUAGCAACUCAAGGUCCUCUAGCAGAGACCACAGAGGACUACUGGAGAAUGCUGUGGGAACACAACUCCACCAUAGUCGUCAUGCUGACCAAGCUGAGAGAAAUGGGACGGGAGAAGUGUCACCAGUACUGGCCUGCAGAGCGCUCAGCCAGGUACCAGUACUUUGUGGUGGAUCCAAUGGCUGAAUACAACAUGCCUCAGUACAUCCUCCGAGAGUUCAAAGUGACCGAUGCCAGAGACGGCCAGUCACGGACAGUUCGUCAGUUCCAGUUCACUGAUUGGCCAGAGCAAGGCGUGCCAAAAUCAGGGGAAGGAUUCAUUGAUUUUAUCGGCCAAGUGCACAAAACUAAAGAGCAGUUUGGCCAGGACGGGCCCAUUUCUGUGCACUGCAGUGCUGGAGUGGGGCGGACUGGUGUGUUCAUCACCCUCAGUAUCGUCCUGGAGAGGAUGCGGUAUGAGGGCGUUGUGGACAUCUUCCAGACGGUGAAGAUGCUGCGCACUCAGAGACCUGCCACCGUUCAGACAGAGGACCAGUACCAGUUCUGCUACCGGGCCAGUCUGGAGUACUUGGGAAGCUUUGAUCACUAUGCAACAUAAAGCCAGUUGCUGUCUGUCACGCCACGUUCAGCCGAGUGCUCCCCUUUUUUUGUAGUCUCUCUCACACACACACACACACACACACACAUCCACAAAAACACACGACCUGAAUAAGUGCGCCUGGCUGGAGAGUGUGCGUGAAGACGUUGCCACCACAUCGGAGAAUUAAGGGAGGACAUCUGCUUAUCCCGUAUCCAGAAAAACAGCACUUCUAACUGAGCCAUAGCAACCCGCUUGAUGAGGGGGUGUCUCCUUCCACCUUCAGCCCAAACAAAAACACACGUCGGGGGGGUCGAGUUUGAAGCAGCAGCUUCAAACCACUGCUCCAAACAGAAUACUUGAUGAAAAAAGGAUUGUUUUUAUUUGUUCUCAGUGCUUCUGCGAGCACCCAGAUAGCUUUGUGUUGUUUUGGUGUGGAACUCUCACCUUGUCCACCACCAGUGUAGCAUCACCAAACUACAACACAGAACCAACGCUACGGUAUUUUGAUUUGCUCACGGGGAAACUCUGAUGAUCCCAUCAGAAGGUUCGUCACGUGGAAGUCUACCAGUCCAUCUAUGGAGGCCUUGUAGACUGAAGGAACUGAGACUUUGAAGCACAGAGAGACUGAAAACACGGAGCACACAAGAUUAAAAGACAAAAAAACACAUAUUUAAAAAGAAAAGCACCAUUUUUGUUUCUCUUUGAUUUCUUUCGGAAACAGACUUUUGUUUCCUCUGAAAGAGCAGAGGACAUGUCUACCACAUGGUAACAAGCACCAACAGUUAGACCUUAUGCUUUGCCGUCUAAAAUAAGGGAAGUGCACGAGGUUCAAAAUGCACACCACAAAGUAAAACAUUACUUUAAUUUUUUAGAAAGAGAUAUGACUAUAUUGUUUUUUAAAAAACGUGCGUGUUCCCGUUGGCACAUUCUGUUGUUUUCUAACGGUUUUGUCCCCACUGACUACAAAAGCAAGGUUGUAUCUCGAUUUCUGUGUAGUCCAAUGAGCUGUAGCCAUUUUUAAAAGUGUACAAUCAAAUCAAACAUGGAAAAUGUUCACAAUUCUGCAACAGAAGCCACCGUUUGUUCAGUGUCACUCAUGUUUGCAGCACCCUGUUGUUGUUCUAAAGAAGCUCACACACGCGGGGUGUCCCUGUCUCCGUGGCGUCGGAGACGCGAAGACGGAGCGUUCCCGGUGUCGCAACAAGUUGUUCUGUGGAGAGAACCAGACAGACACAAGUGCAGAAAAUAUGCACAGGAAAAAACAAGUAUUUAUGUGUCAAAAUAAGCUUCACAAGGAUUCCUAAAGAGAGGGGUGUAGAAAAGGGUGGCAGCGUUGAGGAGGGGACAAAUUUCUCACUGGAAUGCUCACCUUAGACUUUUCUCUCUGUCCAAUUCAGUGUGCAAUAAGUAGAUCUGUUCUAUAUUUUUGUGUCCAAGUCACUAACUGCAGUUUUACGCCAUGAGUAAAAUGAGAAUGAAAUCGAUGUUGGACGUUUCUUUGGUUCCCGCCACCAUUCUCUGACCUCUGUCAUCACGUCACAGAUCCAGUAGAUGAUGUCAUCAUCCUCCCGUGGGUCACGGCGAGCUGAGAAUGAUUGAAGUCAUGUUUCAGACAGCAUCUUUUGAUUUUAGAUUUCUAGUGCCUUAUAUUACACGCCUAUUUUGAUAACGUUAAUGGCUUUUUGUGUGUUAUUGAGUGUGUGCGAAUGUGCGUUUUAUGUGAAAUUUGAAUGUUCAUGCUUUUUGUUCAAAUGUAUUUUGUGUUUUCUGGCUGUGAAUUUUCCAUCUGUGUGGGCUGGAGAGGUGCAGCCAUUAUUUCAACCCCGAACUUCAUAUCCCAGAUAAAGCUCUGUAGAAAGCUGGACAGACAAAGAGUUUGAGCUUUUCCAUCGUUUCUUUCACCUGCACGAGCUUUUUGUGUGUUUCAGUGUGCCUGACGUAAACUUUUGGCCACACACACACACACACCGAGCUCAGAGAAGUGCUUGGCUAUGCACAAAUCCUCACAGAGCUCGACGACAGUGGGUAUUUUUGUUAUUUUGAACAACAGGACUAAAGAGAAAAAAAAAAUAACGACACUAUUGGAUUGUGUAACCCACCUGAAACCAGUGAAACUCCCAUUUGUGUCCCGUGGUUUUGGUUGGGUUUUUUGGGUCUAAACUCAUGUAUGUUCUCCAAUAGUGACAAAGGCAAAGAGAAGUUCAGGUGCUACCAACACAACAGAUGUAGUCAUUUUUUUAAUAUGUCUCCAUUAACUUUUGACCACAUAAGUGAUGGUCCACGGUUAGACACCAUUUACCCAGUUUUUUGUAUGCAUGGUACCACUUUUGAGAUGCCCCUUUGGUCACAGCGGUCAUGGGAAGACUUGCACUUUCUCUCUUUGUACUAUGCACUAAUACUAGUAUCUGUAAGAGCCCCCCCUCCCAAAAAUAGGAGACUUACUUGAACUCAUCGAAGAUGGAUCCUGUACUGCUCACAUGGUUGUGUAUAUGUAAAUACCACAGAACACAGAGAGUAAGUGAAAUGCAUAUAGAAAUGGAUGACUAUGUAUGGAUUAAUUAUAAAGCGUAGGGAGAGGUUUAUCAGAUAUACGGAGAGAGAUCUAACAAAAAUGAUGCACCUGAAUCACAGUUUUAUGGCACAGCAGUGUGUGCAAUACACCACAUUGUGGAUUUGUGGUCCCACGAGCAAGAGGUUUCACAAAAGCGUGUUCUAUUUUACCCCCAAUGUAUCAUGUAGAUGGAUAAAACUGGAGUUUAUAAAUUGUAUAAAAAUGAAAUUAUGGUGUGUUACUUGGAUCGGUUACCUCCAAUUGGUCUGUACUUGUAAACUUUUUAUUUUGUUUUGUUUUCGGAUCUAAGUCAACAAGUGCUUUCAUUUUUUUUUCCCCUUACGUUCGUACUCGAAGCGGGUGAAGAUUAAAACAACAACAAAAAACAAUGACAAAAAAAAACAAAGUCUGUACGGAUUUCUGUUCUUUAUCGACACAGGUUUCAUUUGUUACAAAUAAACUCAAGUGAAAUAAU